Diceros bicornis minor is the source of this 7755-nucleotide messenger RNA. RefSeq names its product WD repeat and FYVE domain containing 2 (gene WDFY2). Gene Ontology annotation, molecular function: metal ion binding; protein binding. The transcript has 12 exons. The coding region runs from base 167 to 1369 and encodes 400 amino acids. Lineage: Eukaryota; Metazoa; Chordata; Mammalia; Perissodactyla; Rhinocerotidae. The record is from RefSeq and is a predicted model, not a curated record.
GGAGUCGUUCCCGGGAGCGGCGGCUAGGCUAUGGUCGCGGGUCCCUGGCGUCCCGCUCCGGCCAACCAGAGUCCCUGCCUCAGCCUGUGCCCGUGCCCGCGCGGUCUCCUCAGGCCGACCCCGCGGCGCAGUUGGCGGCGGCGCCCCCGGCGCGCCCCCUCCUCCGAUGGCGGCGGAGAUCCAGCCCAAGCCGCUGACCCGCAAGCCUAUCCUGCUGCAGCGGGUCGAAGGGUCCCAGGAGGUGGUGAAUAUGGCCGUGAUCGUGCCCAAGGAGGAGGGCGUCAUCAGCGUCUCGGAGGACAGGACAGUUCGUGUAUGGUUAAAGAGAGAUAGCGGACAAUAUUGGCCAAGCAUAUACCAUGCGAUGCCUUCUCCAUGUUCAUGCAUGUCUUUUAACCCGGAAACAAGAAGACUGUCCAUAGGUCUAGACAAUGGUACAAUCUCAGAGUUUAUUUUAUCAGAAGAUUAUAACAAGAUGACUCCUGUGAAAGACUAUCAAGCGCAUCAGAGCAGAGUGACGAUGAUCCUGUUUGUCCUGGAACUGGAGUGGGUGCUGAGCACGGGACAGGACAAGCAGUUUGCCUGGCACUGCUCCGAGAGUGGGCAUCGCCUCGGAGGUUAUCGCACCAGUGCUGUGGCCUCAGGCCUGCAAUUUGAUGUUGAAACCCGGCAUGUGUUUAUUGGUGACCACUCAGGCCAAGUAACCAUCCUCAAACUGGAGCAAGAAAACUGCACCCUGGUCACAACAUUCAGAGGACAUACAGGUGGGGUGACUGCUCUCUGUUGGGACCCCGUCCAGCGAGUGUUGUUCUCAGGCAGCUCAGAUCACUCUGUAAUCAUGUGGGACAUCGGUGGGAGAAAAGGAACAGCCAUCGAGCUCCAAGGACACAAUGACAAAGUCCAGGCCCUGUCCUAUGCACAGCACACGCGGCAGCUCAUCUCCUGUGGUGGUGACGGUGGAAUUGUCGUCUGGAACAUGGACGUGGAGAGGCAGGAGACUCCUGAAUGGUUGGACAGUGAUUCCUGCCAAAAGUGUAAUCAGCCUUUCUUUUGGAACUUCAAGCAAAUGUGGGACAGUAAGAAGAUUGGCCUAAGACAGCACCAUUGCCGCAAGUGCGGGAAGGCUGUCUGCGGCAAGUGCAGCUCCAAGCGCUCCUCCAUCCCUCUGAUGGGCUUCGAGUUUGAAGUGAGAGUCUGUGACAGCUGCCACGAGGCCAUCACAGAUGAAGAACGUGCGCCCACAGCUACCUUCCAUGACAGUAAACAUAACAUUGUGCAUGUGCAUUUUGAUGCAACCAGAGGGUGGUUACUGACUUCUGGAACUGACAAGGUUAUUAAGUUGUGGGAUAUGACCCCAGUAGUGUCUUGAUGACACUGCCAGGCAUCAGAAAGAGAGUAUUUACUCAAGAAGCGGUUGUUCUAAUCCCAAUCAUUACUGGAGCUGUAAAGCAGAUGUGGGAGAAGAGAGAAACUAGAACCGGGCUGAGUUUGCAUACUUCCCGCGCACACAGUGGUGAGCUAGCGAGUGAACAUUGGCAAGGGGACUCUUUCCACAAUAUAAAAGAAGAUAUUUUUUUAACAAAUGGUUUAUACAGUCUGGCUGUGCUACAUUGUUUUGAGUAUACUGAAAACUCUUUGUGGGGUGUUUAAUUUUUAUAUUUCUCAACACUUCAUUUUACUUGUUGCUUUGUGUGUGGGAGAAAUGAGGAAAGUAUCUGUUCAGGGUAUUUGGGGUCAUUAUAAAGUAGUUUCCAUGUUUUCUUCACUGUGGACAUAUUAUGUGGUCAGCAUCUUUUUCUUCUCUUCUGUUUGUCUACCCCCACCUUCAUCUGCUGCUUACCAGAGUGUAUGUAUUUACACUGUUUAUUUGCAGUUUCUGCUUUCAUAGAAAUCCUCUUCACUUGAGAGAUUUGGAAAACCAUAGAUUUACCAACUGACUGCUUGAAUCAAUCACCUGAUCCAUUUGCAAUAUCUAACUCAUUCAUGUUCUUAUUAGGUAGAAGCGACCUUGUGUUUCUGCCUCAGUUUCGUUUUUCCCACAUUAAAAAAUGUGAGAAAGCUGCUGCCAACCAUUGUCAUCACAGAAGUAGAUUAUUGUAACUCAGAGCUUCAGCUAUCAGUGCCUGGAUCAUUUCUAAUUCCGUUGGAGCCUUCUGAGUCUUAUGUUUUAGUUUUGUUGACACAGCUCUCCCUCGCUCAGAAUAUUAAAAAAACAAAACAAAACCCUAUGUUCUUCAAAAACAAAUGUGUUUAGGAUGUGUUUUUCCAUGUGACGUCACCUCUGAACUUGAACGUGUUCAUCACUGCGAGAUUGUAUCCUGCUCUAUUCCUCACCAUCUGUAUCUUCUUCCCCUUUAAAAACUAGAUAUUUAAAGAUUUUUAUCUUAAUGUAUUUUAUCAGAACACUUGGCACAGUUUCAUAUUAAAUCGUGUGAUCUGAGACAUAAAAGGUACUGAAUCCUACAGCUCAUGCUGUGAUCCUGUUGGGAAUGUAAAAAAAAGGGCUUUAGAAAAUGAACCUGAAGAACCUGAAUUUUAAGGGAAUUCAAUCAAACUUGAUACAGGGAAAUAUUCUUGUCUGUAGUGACUCAACUUGGGAUAUUGAAGUCCUUUUUAAAAAUCUUAUUUUCACCUAUAAAAAUAGAACUUAAAUUAGCAGCAGGCAUGUGCUAUGCACCUGCCCCAUUCUAAGCACUUUAUAUCUUCCACCUCAUUCAGCCCUUACCUGUUGGGAGCAUUGGGGGGGGGGGAUCUCUGAGUCUCUUGGGGAUCGCCAGGUUAAAUAAAGCCUUGCAGAUAAACAGGCCAAUUACUUGCCCUUCCCUAUCCAAGCCCUACCUCCUCAGUGUCUUGUUCACUUCUGAUUUGACAAUUUUUGGUGGUAAUAUUUGAAAUCCUAUUUUUUUUCUCUCUUCCUGGAAAGCAGUUUUUUUCCCUCGUGAUCAUUAAUUACUUUUCUUUCUAACCGGGAGAAGUACUACCAACCACACCCCUAACACUGACCACGUAUGCUUCCUGGGGAUGGGGCUUCCCAGAGAUUGUUCUGCUGCUGCAGCUCUGGGAAGCAGGACCAGUGGGUGUGCCCUGUGCAGCCACGGUACACGACAGCCAUCACCCGAGACUUCAGACCAGAUCAGCCCGUGUAACCAGACUCUAAGGUUGUGUGUGUGCGCACACGUGUGGAAGCAAUUACCACUUGUCACUUCACUGCCCCUUCCACACUACCCUUGCUUGCCGUCAGUCAAAGCUACUACAACUAAUCUGAGUCUGUUCUGCAUGAUUGCUCUGUGAGAGAGCAUUAAAAAGGGAAUUAAAUUUAAAAUAUUCAAAUAUCUAUAUUGUAGUUUACUACUAGAACCUGGAGCCACUUAGUGAGUUGUACCUAGUAGAGAGCUCUGUGUUGGAAAUGAGUAAUAGAAACGAAUCGCUCUGUUUUCCCUUCCUGAACUUUGGAGCGGCCUGUACGCAGAGAGGGGAACACAGUGUUACGGAGGCGGUAGAUCAGGCACCCAGCAGCCUGAUAUGGGUCUGAGUUGGGUCUAGAUGAGCUCAGACUCCAUCAGGGAAGCUGACUGUCCCCGCUGGAUCACAUGUGUACACCACAGUCACUCUGGUCUGGGACCCUGCACGUCACUCCAGCCAUCUCCCUCCCAGCACGGCUCCCAGCCCACAGAGGCACUUAGAGGUUGAAACCACUUGACACCUCACUGGUGAUGGGAGUCAUGAUCAAAAAACCACAGAUAUGUCGAGGUAUCCAUGGCGCUGCCCUUUUCUUUCUCCUCCUCUGUGGGGGUGCUUCAAUUUGGUGAGAACCGCUUGGCAAACCAACUGUGUUUGUAAUACUGUGAAUUCUUGAGUUUUACAUUGAGUGUCUCCAGCAUUUUUGUAACUCACAGAGACAUAUGUGCUGAUGUUGGAAUUGCACUUUACAUAAAUUUUUGCUCUAUUACUUCAACAUGCAGCAGCUCUGGCAAGUAAGGCCUAACAUGGCAAUGUUGGGAAAGUGGAAAAACUGCACAUAUCAUGCACAUGGUUAUUCUUUAUUUGGUAGGAUAAGACCAAUCACAUGCUCUCAGUUUCUCCAAAGAAAUGAUGUUGCUAGAACUUUUAACUGCCUGGGUAUGUCUCCACAGUAGCCAGUGUGGUUUUAGAUAAACUACUUGGAAUCGUGUGUCUUUUUAUAUGUGGUCAAUCAACCAUAAUGUAUUUCUCAUUUGAUUGUUUGAAUUAUUCAAAGAAUCUUAAAAUCACAAAACUGGAAGGGAUCUUCAGAGAUCUAGAACAUUCCAAGCACAAAACACACUUUAGUCAUACCAGGCAGUUAGAUAUAGCUGAGGUGUAAACAAGAGAAUCUAAAAGAAGAAUUUUCAAGGAACAAUUGUUUUUGAACAUUAGCUGGUAAUGGCAUGAGUGGGAGGAGUGACUUCCAGCGCCUUGAGACAGGGAGCUCUCAGGAACCAGGUUUGCUCCUCUUAUCAUAAGCGAAUUUGACACUUCUUUUGGCCCCAGCCCUAUGGUUAUGAGUGGGUGGGUACUCCACAAUGAGGCAAUUAUUGUAGGUCUUCAGCAUAAACUCACUCAUAUAGUCUUCCCCAGAGACCAUCCCAGUGGCAACAAAUAAGUGGAAAUCCAGGGACACUGAAUGCACCUUACCCUGUUGUCUGAAGGCUGGCCUGGAGCGAGUCCCUGCGCCUACAGCACUUGCCCUUCUUGGGAACAUCACUUGUUCAUGUUUUGAGAUCCAUUUUUUUAAAGUAUAAUUUCUUUUUGCUUAACAAUCAACUGAUUUAAACAAUCAGUUUUGACUUUUAAGCAAAGGGAUAGCUCUAAAACUCUGUAUCAAAGUUACUGGACAUAAGUAUUCAUUAAAUGAGAUUCCUUUGGUUUGCCUUUUCAUAGUAGUUUAAUUGUAUGUAAGUGACCUUGUUCACUAAGAUUUAUAUUUUAAAGUGAAAGCAAUCAUUUUGCCAAAACAUUCUUCUUUUUCUCUCCUUUAAAAUAAUGUUAAAUUUUUCCUGAUAUGAAAGUGAAUAUCCAGUGACUCAAUUGGAAAAAACAGAAAUUAAGUCCAUUUUGAACACUGAGUUAUCUAGAUGAUCCUUCAGAUUCUAGUCCAGUUCAGCCAUUUGUUGAGUGCCCACCAUAUGCCAGGCUUUGAACUAGGCCCUGGGAGGAUGAGGUCCAUUCCCUGGUAUGGGCAGAAGCCACACUGAGGAGUAGAUAGAUCAUUUCAGUACGAUAUGGUAAAUUCAGUGAUAGAGGUGUGUGUGGGGUCCUGCCCCAGGAGCUGCACAGGAUGCCUCUACGCCCAGGUGGGGCUGGAGGGACUUCACAGAGGAAAGGACUUCUGAGCUGAGGUGGAGUGAGUCGGGUAAGGAAAUGAUUUUCCAGGUUGCAGAAACAGCGUAAACAAAGGCCCAAGAUCUGGCAUCAGCCUGGUGCUCGGGGACCACAAGUGGUCUGGAGUUGCCAGAGGAUAUCAAGUGCUCAGCUGCAGUCCUGGAGCCUGAGCUCGUCACUAUGAGAGGCAGAUGCUCAUGACAACAGAGAGGGAGGCAGCACACAGUUUGCCAUGAGGGGUUUCCUCAGAGGCUCAUUAGUUUGAGAGUCAGGUUUUCCCACAGCUAAGGCUAGAAUCAGUUUCUUUUUCUUUGGAAAUACCUGGAACUGUUAUCUUAAAAUGAUCCAUAGUAACUAACCUUUGAACUUUCUGGGGGCACAGCCCCUCACUGGAGGCCGUGAGGUGGAGCUGGAGACCACUGCAUGCACGGACUUGGCCUGGAAGAACUUACAUAAUAAUUCCAUAAUUACACAGGUGAGCCGGGCUUAAGACCUUGACCUGUGGCAGGAGGAGAUUGUUCUGGACAACUGUGGCAUUACACUAAUACGCAGCAUCAGCCUUUUGGCGCAUAAGCAGGCAGCUGCUGCCCUCCAUUUCUCUCUCGGCUUUAAAUCGUUCUUGCCGGUAAUGGGUCAUCUCAGUAUAAAGUGGUCACUGUGAUAAAUCCUCAUCGCAGUGGCGCUCACCAAGUGGAAGCAAACGUUUUUCUCAAUUCAGUGUCAGUAAAAAGGGCUCAGGCAGCCACUGCCUCGGAGACCUGGCUCUGCCAAGGCAGGGGCAGCCCAGCACCCCCCCUCAGGGCUUGGACUUUCUAGUUCUUGCUAUUCCCUCCGUUUGCCUUUGUCUUUGACUACCGAGUAUCAUAUGUGGAUAACUUAAUUCAGGAACAUCCAUGUUCAUUUUUAAACUUUAGCUCAACUUUACAACCAAGAAGUAUAUACAUACCAGCCCUCAGGGUUUUUAGUUUGUAUUUUUGCCUUGAAACAUUACCAUUUUCCACCGAGAGGCCUAACACACAAAAGCAGUGUCUAAAAAUUAGAUCUGUCCAAAAUUGGAACGGGAUUCCUCCUCUGUUUCCCAUGCCAGGCAACUUUUGAACAGACAAUAGAUAGCCCCUUGUCCGAGAUGUGGAAAGGAGGUGAAAGCCUUGAGUAAGGGUUGAAUUCAGUGAUCAUUCUUAAGAUCCCUUCCAAUCCUGCAAUCUUAUGAUUCCAUGAAUGUUGUUUAUUAUCGGACUGGCCUAAACCAUUACCAGUGAGCAACCUGCAUGUGGCUGACUUACUCGGAUAAAUGAGAACAUACCGCAAUACCUUUGUCGUCUGUCACAUCUAGUAAAUUGCUUUCUGUGUUUUCCAUCUAAAGCCUAGCAGGUUUGAAAAGAUGGUGAAGGUGGAAGUUCAUCAUGGUACCAUCUCUUUAAAAAUAGAUACCUCAAAAUGUUCACCUUUGUGAGUCAAAAAGUAUAUCUGACUUUCUUGGGAGAGAAAGUAUCAGAGAACUGCACAUUGGUUUAAAGGUUAGAUUUAGAAUUUAACCUUGAUCUUUAUGAUUCUUUCCUCCUUUUUUCCCCUUGGUUCUCUGGGAAGCGCAAGAGAGUGAACUAUUACAAAAAAAGUGAAAAUGGUUUGAAAAAAGUAUUUCACUUAUAUACACUUUUUCGCCCCGUUUAAAUGGAUGUCAGCCUUAUGUCAGUAGCAUAUGCCCAUAUGAAGGAUGGACCAAGACACUUGUGUCACUGGUAACCAUUGUACUCUUGUAUAUUUAUGUUUUAUGGCAUUUGCUUUGCUUUUUAAAUGACUUCUUUUCAAUGUACUGUCAUUUUGCAAAAGAAACUCUUUAUAUGAAAAGUACAAAAACUGUUAUUAACUGGACAACAGGGAGGGUGCUAGCCCCACAUUCGUGCCUGCCUACCACUAUAUCCAUAACCAGGGACAUGGACUCUUCCAUUCUGCACGCCAUCAGUCUGCGGCCACAUCGGAGCCCGGCUGCAGCAGGCAUGCUACUUCAUGGAUAUCUUUUUCUUUCUUUUUGAAAUGAGGAGAUUCCCCAAGGGGUCAGGCUGAGACUGUAAUAAGCCCAAAGCUGGAACAGAUUUCUCAAAUGUGGUUCUAGCUGAACCCUUCUGGCAUUGCCAUGCUCUCUGCCACUACAGUCCACCAACCAGACCGAGUGGUCUGGACACUGACUUCCUGAAUGUGAUUAGGUGGGGUUGAGCAAGAACUUCCCACAAUGUUAAACUGUCUAUAUCCGGUUCUACAUUCAAAUGCUGCUGAAUGUUGUGAAUGUUUUUAAACUGCUCACUCUCCCACUGUGCUUCCCCCUAACUGAAACCAUAUGUAGCCAUUACCAAUGUAAAGACUCCCAGUGCAAAGUUCCCUCCAUGGUUUAAAAUAAAUCUCUGUGGAAACCUGCAA